AUGACGCUGGCGCAGCGACUUCCGCGCGUCGGUGCGGCCCGGCUGUGGACGUCGGCGCGUGUGUGCGGUGCGCCGCGCAUCUCGACGCCGUCUACGGCCGCGGCGAGCGACGAGGACUCGGCGGCGCUUGGCCGUUUCUUCUAUCGCAACCGCAUGGUCGAGCAGUGGGCCAAUGUCCCCGCGAAGCGCACCACGCUCCGGCAGCUGAUUCUCUUUGGGCAGAGCGCGCGGCGCAACCGUGCGCUGCUGAUGGAGAGUGCUAACUACCUGCGCACCGAGCUCACGACCCGCAUCGCGCACCGCCUCCGCGACAUGCAGACGCUCCCGUUUGUGGCAAUGUCGAACGAGCAGCUGGACUCGAUCUACCAGUACUACUGGAGCACGUUUGAGACGCUGCGCCGCAUGGACAAGAUCCAGACGCUCGAGCAGAACGAGGAGCUGAUCAGGGUCGUGACGCAGCUCCUGUCGGAGCGCAAGAGCAAGCUGUCGCUCAUCGCGGGCAUCAGCCGGGAGUGUGUGCACUACAUGGAGCCCGAGACGGUCGACCUGUUCCUUGCACGCAUGCUGCGCUCGCAAGUCUCGCGUGAAGUCCUUGCGAAGCAGCACAUUGCGCUGUCCGUCAUGCAGUCGUCCGGCAAGGAGCCGCGCAUUUCGACCAAGAUCGGCAUGAUCGAUACGCACCUGAGCGUGCUGCAGGCGAUUGAAAAGAGCGUCGCAAUCGCGCGCGAGUCGAUUGCGCAGCUAUACAACUGGAGUACGGACGACACGCGUAUCCCAAAUGUCGUCGUCGAGGGCGACACGGACGUGCACAUCGCCUACCUGCCCGCUCACCUCGAGUUUAUCCUGCUCGAGCUGUGCAAGGUGUCGAUGCAGUCCACGAUGCGGCACUAUAGGACCGACGGCGAGGCGACGCCGAAUCCGCCGGAUGUGCGCCUGACGAUCGUCGAGGGGCCCGACCGCGCCGACAUGACGAUCCGCAUCUCGGACCGCGGCGGCGGCCUCACGGCGACCGCCGCGCCGGACCGCUCGCAGGCCGAGAACCUCGCGACGCGCGCGCGGGGGCCCAUCAUGCUGGCCGGCAGCGACGAGGCGGGCCACGCAAACGACGAGUCCGGCCUCGUGUGGUCGUUUAUGAAUAUCGGCGAGCAGCUCGAAAAGAUGAACAUCCAGCUCGAGCAGACGUCGACGAGCGAGCGCGACGCCAACCUCAUUGACGGCGCAGUGACGCCGGACCCGACCGUCUCCUACCCGGGCGGCGACGGCCUGAUGCGUCUCUCUGUGCUCAGCAUGGAGUCCAAAAACGGACUGCCGAUCGUCAAUCUCUACGCGGAGCUCUUUGGCGGCGGCCUUGAUUUCCGGACUCUCGAAGGCUAUGGCACGGACAUUUAUCUGCGCCUUCCCAAGUUUGGUACUUCGAAGGAGCUACACGAGUAA
This is a messenger RNA of Malassezia japonica, 1434 nucleotides long. Its product is annotated as putative protein kinase YGL059W. The transcript has 4 exons. Gene Ontology annotation, molecular function: pyruvate dehydrogenase (acetyl-transferring) kinase activity. Gene Ontology annotation, cellular component: mitochondrion. Bases 1 to 1434 code for a protein of 477 amino acids. The record is from RefSeq and is a predicted model, not a curated record. Gene Ontology annotation, biological process: regulation of glucose metabolic process; protein phosphorylation. Lineage: Eukaryota; Fungi; Basidiomycota; Malasseziomycetes; Malasseziales; Malasseziaceae.